This is a messenger RNA of Drosophila innubila, 1128 nucleotides long. It is a transcript of the gene Nubp1, whose product is annotated as cytosolic Fe-S cluster assembly factor NUBP1 homolog. The coding region runs from base 80 to 1012 and encodes 310 amino acids. Gene Ontology annotation, biological process: iron-sulfur cluster assembly. The record is from RefSeq and is a predicted model, not a curated record. The transcript is spliced from 2 exons. Gene Ontology annotation, molecular function: ATP-dependent FeS chaperone activity; ATP binding; 4 iron, 4 sulfur cluster binding. Lineage: Eukaryota; Metazoa; Arthropoda; Insecta; Diptera; Drosophilidae. Gene Ontology annotation, cellular component: cytosol.
CACUUGGUGGCCCGUCUUAUCAGCGAAGUUGAUUUACAAUUUUUGUUGCCAUUUCACAACGUAUAUUUAAGAGAAGAAAAUGCAAGCGCCACCGCCAGAGCACUGUCCUGGAGUGGAAAGCGAACAGGCUGGUCUGGUCAGCGCCUGUGCCGGCUGUCCCAACCAGAGCAUUUGCAGUGAUCCCAGCAAGAAACUCGAGGAUCCCGGCAAGGCGCUCGUUGCAGCUGCCAUGAAGGACGUCAAGCAUAAGCUACUCAUACUUUCGGGCAAGGGAGGUGUGGGCAAGAGUACAGUGACCGCUCUGCUGACACGCUACUUGGCACGCAGCUGUCCGGACAACAACUUUGGGGUAUUGGACAUUGACAUUUGUGGGCCAUCGCAACCACGCUUGCUGGGUGCACUUGGCGAGAAUGUGCAUCAGUCCGGUUCGGGCUGGUCUCCCGUUGGCAUCGACGACAAUGUGUGUCUUAUGUCCAUUGGCUUUCUGCUGGGCUCCGUGGACGAUGCAGUCAUUUGGCGAGGUCCCAAAAAGAACGGCAUGAUUCGGCAAUUUCUCAGUGAAGUCGACUGGGGGAAUUUGGAUCUAUUGCUGCUGGACACACCGCCAGGCACUUCGGAUGAGCAUUUGUCCGUUGUCUCCUAUUUACGUGACGACAAUGCACCCGAAUCUCUGCGCGCCAUUAUCGUAACGACGCCACAGGAGGUGGCUCUACUGGACGUUCGUAAGGAGAUAAACUUUUGCAAGAAACAACGCAUUCCCAUCCUUGGCGUUAUCGAGAAUAUGAGCAGUUUCCGUUGUGGCCACUGCGGCAACAGUUCAGACAUCUUCCCAGCCAAAACGGGCGGUGCAGCGGCCAUGUGUGCGGAAAUGGAUGUGCCGCUGCUCGGAUCACUGCCGCUUGAUCCGCUCGUGACACGGGCGUGCGAUGCCGGCGAGGACAUGACCACAAUGCGCAACGAAACAACGGAAGCUCUUGCCUCCAUAUGCACCAAAAUAAUGUCCACGAUUUAGUUACAUACACAUGUAUAUUAUUAUUGUUAUCUCUAUGCCUUAUGAUGAUUACUGGCUAAUUAAAUGUCAUUAGUUUUCAUUAAGAUUAUUACAUUACAUUACAUUUAAAUGGCACC